AAUGAAUCUCGAUAGCGCAGCUGACUUUUGUCCCCAGUGUCAUUUUAUGUUAGAACUUCCAGAAGUCAUGGACAUAAUAGAGUGCAACCGUUGCGGAUACAAAGUAUUCAAUCACUUCUAUGCAAUUAGUGUUCCAUCACUGAUUACCAACCUAAAUACAUCAUUUCAACCAUCAAGAUGGAACCUAAGUCAUGGCUAUCAAAUCAACCCCAAGAGUCCAAACUCUCCGAUCAAUCACACAGAGCUGUCAUUGAGCAAGCCUGUCCCAAAUGUGGCCAUGAGGAAGCCUACUUCUCAACCGCACAAUUAAGAUCAGCCGAUGAAGGAUCCACCGUAUUCUAUGAAUGUGUCAAAUGCCAGUUCCGUUAUCAAUUAAACAAUUGAUUUUCAC
Paramecium octaurelia is the source of this 391-nucleotide messenger RNA. The record is from the annotation of a GenBank genome assembly. NCBI's taxonomy places the organism in Eukaryota, Ciliophora, Oligohymenophorea, Peniculida, Parameciidae.